CCCACGGGCUCCAAGUGCCAACAACGCUCCGCUUCAUCUUAAUCUAAUUUUGUAUUAUUUUAUACCGCUGCUCAAACAUGUUUUUUCAUUUUUAAUUGAUUUUACAAAGACUCUAACUGCAGUUUUUCUUUUGUCUUUCCUGCAUCCCUCUCAUUUUAAAGCCGACUCCGGGAUGUGAGCACGCUUGUGUCGGUGUGUUUUUCAUCCAAGCUACUAAGGGACUACUUUUUUUUAAGAAGAAGAAAUGCUGCCACGAUUGUUGUGGAACAUGUCUCUUGUUCUGGUGUUGUUUGGAUUAUUUUUGCUCACUUCUUCAUCUGCCAGAGGCGAACCAGAGCUCAGGGAUGAAGAGGAGGAGGAGGAAAGUUCUUGCCAAGGCGCUUUUGACCUCUAUUUUGUGCUUGAUAAGUCCGGCAGUGUGAAGAAUCACUGGGAUGAAAUCUACUACUUUGUGGAAAAUUUAGCAGAGAAGUUCAAAAGUCCCAUGCUUAGAAUGUCAUUCAUUACUUUCUCAUCCAGAGCAUCUACCAUCCUCAAGCUUACUGAGAACAGGGUGGACAUCAAAAAGGGGCUGAAUGCGCUUAAAAGGGAGAUUCCAGGUGGAGACACGUUCAUGCAUCUUGGACUAUAUAGGGCAAAUGAGCAGAUUUACCAGGAGAACUUUGGCAAGGCCAGCGUGAUUAUAGCACUUACAGACGGAGAGCUGCAGGAAGAUCAACUUAUCACUGCGCAGCAACAGGCCGAGCGAGCCAGGUCUCUCGGAGCUAUUGUGUACUGUGUUGGCGUCAAAGACUUCAAUGAGACACAGCUGGCGACUAUUGCAGACACCAUUGAACAUGUGUUUCCUGUUAUGGGCGGCUUCCACGCCCUUAGGGGUGUUAUUGAUUCGAUCAUCAAGAAAUCUUGCAUUGAGAUUUUGGCAGCGGAGCCCUCCAGUGUGUGUGCAGGAGAAUCUUUCCAAGUGGUGGUGAGGGGCAACGGGUUCCUCCACGCCAGGAACAUCGACCAAGUGCUCUGCAGCUUUAAAAUCAACGACACCAUUACAAUCAAUGAGAAGCCUGCCGGUGUAGAGAAUACGUUCUUGCUGUGUCCAGCUCCUGUCAUUGAUGAAGUCGGGAAGGUGAUUUAUCUUCAAGUGAGCAUGAACGACGGUCUGUCUUUCAUCAGCAGCAAUGUGCACAUCACCACCACAGAGUGUUUUGAUGGCACUAUUCUCCUCAUCACCCUGCUGGUGUUGUUUCUCCUGUUAGCCUUGCUUCUCAUGUGGUGGUUCUGGCCUCUCUGCUGCACAGUGGUGAUCAAAGAACCUCCUCCUCCACCUCCUCCUGAGCCUGAAUCAGAUGAUGAAGAUGGUCUGCCAAAGAAGAAGUGGCCCACUGUAGAUGCUUCAUAUUAUGGAGGAAGAGGAAUCGGAGGCAUUAAAAGAAUGGAGGUGCGAUGGGGCGGUAAGGGCUCCACUGAAGAAGGGGCAAAGUUGGAGAAACCGAAGAAUGCCGUGGUGAAAAUGCCAGAACAGGAAUACGAACCCUUCGAGCCAAAACCCAAGAAAUCUCCUAAAAAGGCGCCUCAGAACCGGAAGUGGUACACACCCAUCCGGGGUAAACUGGAUGCUAUCUGGGCACUGUUUCGCCGGGGUUAUGACCAAGUGUCUUUGAUGAGACCCCAGCCCGGUGAUCAUGGUCGAUGCAUCAACUUCACAAGAGUGAAAGAAGGCUCCAAUCCAGCCAAGUCGGCGCCUCGCUCCCCAAUCCACACGCCCUCACCCCCUGUGCCUGACUACCACCGCGCCGAGUCCCCUACAAUGUCCAGCCCUCCCGCCAAAGCCCCCCCUGUGGCCAAUCUACCACCAGGACCGCCUCCGUCCCGCACACCCCCCGGGCUUCCCUGUCCACCGCCGUCGCGUCCACCACCCAGCCUGCGACCAUGAAUGAGCCAGGUAAUAAGCCCGCCCCCAUUCGCCGACUGACCACUCUGUUGACCCUCGGUCUGACGUCAGUCCUCCAGACGCAGGUUCUUCUGCUAUUCCCUGAAGAUCAUCAUCACCUGAUCAAUUACGGCUUAUUUUGCUCUCUCUCGUACGGCUGUCAAGAUGAAAGAUUCUUAACAUAAUCAGUGAGGCCUUCAAUGACUUUGUAUGCUUGCAGUUUCUAUGCAACUAACACCAGGAGUGUUACACCUUCAACACUAUGCACUCAUUUGAGAGUCACAUGUUAAGUUUUGUUUGCGUUCUUUCCUGAGAACUUAAAGACCAUGUUUUCCAUUUAAAAAAAUAAUGACAUAACACCCCGUUGACAGAAAUGAUCCAAAAACACACAAACACUAUGAAACACAUGCAAUGAGGAAAUGCUGCAAUCACGAAAAAACAGCAAAAAAAUGUUUAAAUUGCACUCAAGCCCUCAAAAACAGCUGCAAAUGAGAAUUGCUGAAAGUUCAAAGAACAACAUGAAGGUUAACUAGUUGUUUUCAGGUUUGUGUUUGUUGUGCAUGUUUCCCGUUGUUUUGUGGCGUUUCUUUAUUUUUGGAUCAGUUUUCCCUCCGUUGGCCACCCUAGAAAUAAACUUCAGAAUUACGUUGGGGUUUUUUUCGGACCAUAAGGCGCACCAGAUUAUAAUGGCCCACUGCCGUUAAGCGGGUCUACUGAGGUCUAUUUUCAUACAAAAGGCACAUUAAAGGGGUCAUAUUAUGAUUUUUUUUUCCCUACGUUUAAAAGACUUCCUUGUGGUCUACAUAACAUGUAAUUAAAGUUAAAGUACCAAUGAUAGUCACACACACACUAGGUGUGGCGAAAUUAUUCUCUGCAUUUGACCCAUCACCCUUGAUCACCCCCUGGGAGGUGAGGGGAGCAGUGGGCGGCAGCGGUGGCCGCGCCCGGGAAUCAUUUUUGGUGAUUUAACCCCCAAUUCCAACCCUUAAUGCUGAGUGGUUCUUUGGUCAAAAUGUUAACUAGCAGACCAUCUUCAAGUCGUUUUCUGGCCGUCUCUUCAGGAUGCACCGUUUUGUGGGCGGUCUUAUUUACAGUACGUGGCUCUACUUUGACAGCGUCUUCUCCCCGUCAUCUUUCAUAGCAAGUCUAUUGACGAAUACAAGUUAGAACUGUACCCUAUUUUAAAGUAGAAAUGGCAACAUCAAGGAUGAAUGCCCCACGACAACAACAUAGAGAAAAAGAAGGAGCUUAAUGACAACACGCGGACUACAAUGGCGGACGCGCGCACAUUUUCGGGACUUAUGCAGUUCCCAAAUACACAUCAGCCGGUACCAAUAGGUAAGAAAAGUUGGUUUUGCAUUUUGUUGCAAAACAAAACACCAGAUAAUAUAUCCUAAUAGGUGCCAUUUUGGAUUCCUUAUACACACCAUAAUAAUACCCGUAUGUUGAAGCACAGUAUGUCUGACUACAGUAGCCGUAAUGCUCCAACAAUCCAUCAAGGGGUGCGGCUUUGUAGCUUACCAAAGUCAUACUAAAACAUAUUGACAGAUUUUUGAGCGCCGUGUGUUGCUUGCUUACGGGUACUUGCUAGCGUCAUUUAUUUAACAGUACACACACUUUUUGUGUGACUGCCAUCCACUGAUCACACUAAUUACACCAUUUAUUAAAUAAAAUUGCUUCGAGGGUCGGUAAGCACAACCAGAAUUAAUCCGUACAUUAGGCGCACCGGGUUAUAAGGCAAACUGUCCAUUUUUGAGAAAAUGAAAGGAUUUUAAGUGCGCCUUAUAGUCCGAAAAAUACGCUAGAACGAUGACUUUUUAUUUUUUACACCGUUUUUGUGUAUGUCUAGUCUGAUACAAAGUGAACGAGGUGAUGCAGGGGAACCUAAACAGGAUGAUUGUUGCAGGACAGCAAAAGCCUCUACAGACCAAAGUCAACACAAGCAAUACGAUUUUUGGAUUUGUUUGAUCAACUACUGAGUUAUGCCUUUGCCAUCGAAAAUUCAAGUAAAAAGUAAUUAGAACCUGAGCAGUUUUUGCAGGAUUGAUUGGAUCGUUUGCUCACAAAUGUUGGUGCUAAUUUUGCUAACAUGCUAAAUCAGCACAUUUGUUCUUCAGGAAAAGUAUUAGUUUAAAGCAACAUGGUUUUGCAACAUGCAAUAACAGGGAAGUGUACAGAAGUUGUUUUUUUAGGAUGGUUUGGGUUUUGUUUUUGUUUUUACAUUCUUUUUUCCUGAUGCAUUUUUUUAAUGGUUAAUUAGAGGCUUUGGAUUUCGUAAUUUGAUUUAGAGCACAGCAGGAUGUCUUUGGUUAUGUAUCUGCGCACAUAAUAGACGGCUGGAUGUUUUUUGUUAGCAUGCAUGGAAUGGAAAAGUCAUGACUUCAAAGCUGCCAUAAAUCAGGUUAUAUCUCCUCAUGUUUUAUUUGUUUGUUUGUUUUUCUAAUAUUUUGACACAAUUCUGAUAUUUUAUACGUUUAAAUGUUAUGUCUACAGUUGUAUCCUCAGCGGUCACAUUGCAACUGCAGGGCAGUUCACAGAGCAUCUAAUUUAUUACAGCCUUGCCAAGAGAAAUAGAGGCGAGUACUUGAAUAUCGACAAGCACCGACAUAGACACUGUGCGCAGUCUAGAAACAGCUUGACACUCAAACAAGGCCUACCAGUUUUUUAUCACCUCAGUGCAUUGUUUAUCUUUCUGCAUUUGAUGAUGUUUGAAUAAAAUAUGAACUUACUGGACACAACAUUAGGUACACCUGCAUCAGCAUUGCAAGAAGUAAAUCAAAUAUUAUUAUAUCAUUCUAAAAAGAGUGAACCAUUUCACUGGAUAUGAUUACCGUAUUUACCAGAAUAUAUGGUGCUUUUUUUCCCGAGAAGAAGAGGUCAUCUUAUAUUUAAAGUCCGGAGAUAUUUAUGUGCACACCAGCAGGUGGCGUCAAUUGACCUGCAACACACAGACCUGUUCCGAAAAAAAGUUUCAAAGUUCAAUCUACCGGUUGUUUAUUCGCUGAUAUUGAAAAUUGAUUACCUAUAUAUUUUUAAUGUCAAAUUUGUCUUAAAAAAUAUUUUUCUAAAAGAAAGUACCCCCUCCUUCCACCCGAGUGCAGCUGGAAUAGGCUCCGGCACCCAGAGAGGGACAAGCAGUAGAAAAUGGAUGGAGAGAUGGAUGGAUGGAUAUGAUAUUAUUGAAAGUGGCUUGUUUUAUUGGGCGCAGGACAGGCCUGUGCAAAAAUCCAAAUUGAAUUUGCAAUACCACAAAAAGUAGAAUUGCAAGUAAAAUUCCAAUUGAAGGAAGUAUAAUUUCAAUUCUAGACAAUUUGUAUUAAUUAUUAUUUGUAUUUUUUUAAUGUAUUAUUUAUUUAUCAUUUGAACACAAUUAUAACUGUACACAUACAUUUCAUAUUUACAUUUUCAUAUAGACAUAUUUUAUUUACAAAUAGUUUUACUGACUGCAUCUUCUAUAAAACAUAUUACUUAGUUUUACUUAGUUGAAUGUAAUAUAGCUUUCAAAUGAUGAAAAAUGGUGGAUAAAUACUUCCAUUCCCAGAGUAUUAAAAAUGAAGGGAAUUUUUUAGUAAUUUCAGUGUUGUAAAGUAUUUUUUGUAGUUAAGCCAAAACUUUUGUUGAACGUGACAAAUUCUUCCUAUUACUUGGCUAUAUGGAAUUUCUUUGAAUUGCAUUUAAUUUAAUUCCACUUCCUGUAACCCCAAUGGAACAUCCUGUGGGGCGGAGCCUAUUCAAUUCAAAUUGUUCAAAUUCAUUGAAUUGUAAAGCCAAAUUUAGAAUUUUGCACACGCGUUGGAUGCUUAGUCAUUUGUAUGCCAUGAGGGUCUGUAGAAGUGCCUAAUGAAGUGUCCUGAAUGUAUAUUGAAGGGGUUUUUUAAAAAGUUGGUACAGUAUUCCUUUAAUACUCAUCGCCUUACAUUUCGUUCUUGUUUUGUUUUUGUCUUGCAUUCAGUUAUUCAACAUGUACCAAUGGUGUUCCAAUAUACAUUCCAAACAAUUACCAAUGUUGCCAUAAAAGACAGUAUUUGGAUGACAAUGCAUUUAUACGUCACUGUGUCUGUCUAUCAAGUAUGCAACUAUUUUUCAGCAACAAUUGUUCUUUUGCUGCCAGAAGGAAGGAAGGAGUUGUCAUCUUUUUCACGUCAUACAAUAUACUGUAUAUCUUUUUGAAUGCACUUGGUAGCACUAUUUUUGUCACAUUAUGUUGUGAAGAUGCCAUUAUUACAUACCCCCAAGACUCAUAUACUGUAUGGUCUUGGCCUCAAGAAAAUGAACAGCCAUUAUUGCAGUGGUUGAAAUGUAAGUACAUGAUAUUGUAUGCAUAAACAGCAGAUAUACAUGUUUGUUUUUUUACUGGUCUGAUCUUUUGAA
Messenger RNA from Entelurus aequoreus (snake pipefish), 6295 nucleotides. RefSeq names its product anthrax toxin receptor 1-like. The record is from RefSeq and is a predicted model, not a curated record. NCBI's taxonomy places the organism in Eukaryota, Metazoa, Chordata, Actinopteri, Syngnathiformes, Syngnathidae. Gene Ontology annotation, molecular function: signaling receptor activity. The transcript is spliced from 18 exons. The coding region runs from base 245 to 1927 and encodes 560 amino acids. Gene Ontology annotation, cellular component: membrane.